AUGCUGUCCCGUACCGCCAUCACGUUCGCUUCCGCGGCUCUGCCGCUGGUCUUCGGCAGCCCCGUGGCCAACAUUGCGCCGGGCGUUUCGCCCCGUGACGGCGUGUCCGGCACCUCGACGUUCUAUGGCGGCAAUCUGAACGGCGGUGCCUGCUCUUUUACUACCAUGUCGUCCCUGCCGUCGGGCAUCUACGGCACUGCGUUCUCGGGUUCCAGCUGGGACAAUGCAGCGAACUGCGGUGCCUGCCUCGAGGUAACGGGUCCCAGCGGGAACUCCAUUACUGUCAUGGUCGUAGAUAAGUGUCCCGAGUGUGACGCUGGCCACCUAGAUCUCUUCCAGGAUGCCUUCGCAGUGCUGGGCGCGACGUCGGCCGGCGAGCUGGCCACAUCCUACACACCCGUGGCGUGCCCCAUCACCAGCCCGCUGGUCCUGCACAACAAGAGCGGCACCUCGGCCUACUGGUUCAGCAUGCAGGUGGUCAACCACAGCUCCCCGGUGGCCUCGCUCGAGGUAUCGACAGACGGCGGCGCCACGUGGCAGGCGACGACGCGUUCCGAUUACAACUUCUUCGAGAACCAGAGCGGCUUCGGCAAGGACACGGUCGAUGUCCGGGUGACCAGCACUGGCGGGAAGUCGGUCGUGGUUAAUGGGGUCAGUGUGGCGUCGGAUUCCUCUGUCACGGCGGCGGGGAAUUUCUAG
Messenger RNA from Neoarthrinium moseri, 699 nucleotides. RefSeq lists its product as uncharacterized. Bases 1 to 699 code for a protein of 232 amino acids. The transcript is spliced from 2 exons. The record is from RefSeq and is a predicted model, not a curated record. Lineage: Eukaryota; Fungi; Ascomycota; Sordariomycetes; Amphisphaeriales; Apiosporaceae.